AACUGUUCUUCAUCCCAUUUACAGGCAGGUAGCGUACAGAUCUGCGUAACUGAACCACACCGCGCCGAAGUAGGUGCUCAUAAUUUAUUUAUUUACAGGCAGCAAUUAGAAGAAUUCGCUACUGUCCAUUCACCUUUUCUUGUCUCCGGAUCAACACCAGUGGAUUUCUGUGUGUAAACGCUGCGAGACUCGUGUUUUUGUUGUUGUAAAGUGUGUGAGUGUGAUGGCUUCAUCCUGCGCACUUGAGCGGUGAUAUGGGAGGUGGGGAGGGCCCUCGGGGCGAGCACACCCCUUACCGCCUGUGUCGGAGUAUUUCAGAACAGAGGCCAGCAUUUAGUCAUUUCAGGAAAGCUGCACACACACACACUUUUCUGCUCAAGUCCACUCCAACUUGUGGACUCUAGGAGGAUAUUUUUCGGUUUCCUGUGGAUCCUGAGGAAAACGACUUGAUUUACUUUUUUUUUUCCUCCCUCCUCGCGCUUGUAGAAACUGUGCGUCGUGACCACAGGAUACUUUUACGCACAUUCACAAGGACAAUGCCUCGAUCUUUCUUGGUCAAAAAGUACUUCGCUAAACAGAAGCCAAAUUACAGUGAACUGGAAUGUCAGAAUGACACUUCACUGGAGAGGUAUCCUCUCGCCGAGCUCCCAUCAGGGGACAACACCUCCACUGCCACCUGCCUCACAACAGGUCUAGUGUGGGACCUGAGUGUCCUGCCCACCCUCUACCUGCCCACCUCCCAAACAGAGCCCCCUGCCACCCCGGGACCCCUGGACCUCAGCUCCCCAUCCAGCCUCAGCAGCAGCGCUAGCAGUUGUGGAGAGGAGGAUGAAGGACGCACCUCAGACCCCCCCAGCCCAGAGCCCGUCCACACUUAUGCCCCUCGCCAGCGGAUGAAAUGCACCGGUGUUAUGCCUCAUAUCAGCCCCCCUGAGGAGGAGGAGGAGAGGGAGGCCCCCGUCACAGCAGCGAGGCCAGCCUUCCUCUGCAAACACUGCCCAAAAGAGUACACCAGCCUCGGGGCUCUGAAGAUGCACAUCCGCUCACACACCCUGCCCUGUGUGUGCACCACCUGUGGAAAGGCUUUCUCCAGGCCGUGGCUGCUGCGCGGCCACAUCCGCACGCACACAGGUGAGCGCCCGUUCUCCUGCCCCCACUGCAACCGGGCCUUUGCUGACCGCUCCAACCUGCGGGCUCACCUGCAGACCCACGCCGAGGUGAAGAAGUACCAGUGCAGCAUCUGCUCUCGCACCUUCAGCCGCAUGUCUUUGCUGCAGAAACAUAGCUCCUCGGGGUGCUGCUCCACCGCGGUGUGAGACACCACAGAGACGGACAGAGGGGACCCACUCCGAGCUCAGGGCAGCAGAGGGCUAGUGGUCUACACGAGCCCAGCUAGCCUGUUGACUACCUGUAAGGCCACAAAGAAUAUGAAACGGCCUAUUUUUAAGAGACUUGAAAGGAAUCGAGCCUCAUUAUUGGAUCCGACUUUACAAGCCAUUUAGCUUCUCUGCUCUGUGAAAAAAAAAACAAAAAAACAUCUGAGGAGCAUAUUUUUUUUCUUCCAAUCUAGAUUGAGGUCUUGAGGCUGGACCAAAUCUGAACAGAGCAAUUCAGACACUGACUUGAUAUCAGCCCCUUUGUUGCUAUUGUGCCCAUUCCAAAGACCAAAUAUGUAGUGAACUCAUUGGGGUAAGAGGUGUUCUUUCCUGUCUCUGUCCUGGUGCCGGCCAGUUCAGGAUCAUGGCCUAGACACAGCUGCUGAGAGGUAGGGGUGCGUGGGUGGAAUAAAUCUCUCAGCGUGCCUCAGAACACACACACACUCUCUCUCUCACACACACACACAAAAGCAAAUGCACACACAGCUGUCCCUGGUACUGUGGUGUAGAUAGACGAGGUGCUAACAGGUGCUACAACCAUGACCUUCACUGGUUGAUAGCAGGUGACUUCCACUGCCCUUGGUUUACUAAAGAAAAAAGAGGAAGCAUGUCAUCACAAAAGAAUGGCAUCAGUUAGUCUUUUUUCACCAGUGGGGAUCAUUUUAAGCCUCUGUUUUGACUACAUCCAAACCUUCUCUUUAAUCUGAUGGUUUUCAGAGAUAGGAAAAGACCUCCAGUCUGUCAUUUUCUAAAGAAGAUUCACUUUGUGGCACCGCAAGGUGGGUGACAAUGCAAGCCAUGCACUCAAAGUUACUGCAGUGUUAAUAAUAACAACAACCAAAGCCAUAUUUUGUCGGGCAAAUGAAUUCGUGCCUUGAAAAUGCAUUACUUUUGAAACCAAAAACGCUUCUUUUACCUCAGUUAGUAUUUCUGGAUUUAAAAUAAACUUUGAUUGCAGUAUUAGCAGAAGUUCGUACCAAACAGUUGGAAAAAUGCAAGAAGGCUGGGACCAAAGAUUUUUAAGGUUUACGCUAUGGAGACAUAGUUGUCCAAUAUGUGAUCAGAACCCUGUAAAUGGACAGUUCAAAGAUGAAUUUUUAACUCUCCUACACAUUUUAUGGCAGUGUUUUAUAGUGCAAUGUGCAGAUAAUGUGUUAUUACAAUUUUGUAUCAUGCUUUUGUGUUCACAUCCAUUUCUUGUAUGUUGUAACUGAUAAAUUUUCAUUCAAUAAAGUAAUUUAUGUUUAGUAAAA
Messenger RNA from Scatophagus argus, 2629 nucleotides. It is a transcript of the gene snai1a, whose product is annotated as snail family zinc finger 1a. The record is from RefSeq and is a predicted model, not a curated record. The transcript has 3 exons. Gene Ontology annotation, molecular function: RNA polymerase II cis-regulatory region sequence-specific DNA binding; DNA-binding transcription factor activity, RNA polymerase II-specific. Gene Ontology annotation, biological process: regulation of DNA-templated transcription. Lineage: Eukaryota; Metazoa; Chordata; Actinopteri; Scatophagidae. Bases 537 to 1316 code for a protein of 259 amino acids.